UUAGCGUCGUCAAUGGGAAGCACACGCCACGGUGGAAAAGCGAAUACUGUCUAGCUAACUUCCAUUUACAACAUGGGUUCCACGUCGAUUCCGUGUUUGUGGAUUACAUUUUGCAUUCAUCUAUGUUGUUUUAUGGACACUGGAAAAGCACAGAAUGCGAAAGAAGUGAUUCUGUUGGAUUCCAAGGCGCAGCUGACAGAGCUGGAGUGGAUAUCCUAUCCUCCUAGUGGGUGGGAAGAGAUCAGCGGGUUGGAUGAAAACUACACCCCCAUUCGCACAUACCAGGUUUGUCAGGUCAUGGAGCCCAAUCAGAAUAACUGGCUUCGGACUAACUGGAUAGAAAAGGGUGAUGCCCAAAGGAUUUUUGUGGAACUGAAGUUCACCUUGAGGGAUUGUAACAGUCUACCCGGUGUGGUGGGCACGUGCAAGGAGACAUUCAACUUGUAUUAUCAGGAAACCGAUUCGGAAGUCGGCAGGAAUAUACGAGAGAACCAGUACGUAAAAAUUGACACAAUCGCAGCAGACGAGAGCUUCACCCAGGGGGACCUGGGAGAGAGGAAGAUGAAGCUGAAUACAGAAGUGCGCAUCAUUGGGCCGCUGUCCAGACGAGGGUUUUACCUGGCCUUCCAGGAUGUAGGGGCAUGCAUCGCUCUGGUCUCUGUCAAAGUUUAUUACAAGAAGUGCUGGUCCAUCAUUGAGAACCUGGCCACUUUCCCAGACACAGUGACGGGUUCAGAGUUCUCCUCUCUGGUCGAGGUCGAGGGCAUGUGUGUCAGUGACGCCGAGGAGGAGGCCGACAACUCUCCCAAGAUGCACUGCAGCGCAGAGGGGGAAUGGCUGGUGCCUAUAGGGAAAUGUAUAUGCAAAGCAGGAUUUCAUCAGAAGGGCGAUGCAUGUGAACCAUGUGGCCGUGGGUUUUACAAGUCCUCGUCCCAGGACCUGCAGUGUUCGCGCUGCCCAGCACACAGCUACAACGACCGGGAGGGCUCGUGGCGCUGCGACUGUGAGGACGGCUACUACCGGGCGCUCUCGGACCCAGCCUCUGUGGCCUGCACAAGACCUCCCUCGGCGCCACAGAACCUGGUCUAUAACAUCAACCAGACCACGGUCAGCCUGGAGUGGAGCCCGCCGGCCGACACGGGUGGCCGCAACGACGUCACCUACAGGAUUAUGUGCCGGCGCUGCAGCUGGGAGCCGGAGGAGUGCAUGCCGUGCGGGGGGAACGUGGGAUACUCCCCCCAACAGGCGGGAUUAGUGGACACCUACGUGAGCGUGGUGGACCUGCUGGCCCACGCCAACUACACCUUCGAGGUUGAGGCAGUCAACGGGGUAUCUGACCUCAGCCGCACCCAGAGGCUGUUCGCCGCAGUCAGCAUCGCCACCAGUCAAGCAGCUCCCUCCCAAGUCAGUGAAGUCAUCAAGGAGAGAGUGCAGCAGCGCAGCAUCCAGCUCUCCUGGCAGGAGCCUGAGCAGCCCAACGGAGUCAUCACCGAAUACGAGAUCAAGUACUAUGAAAAAGACCAGAAGGAUCGCAUCUACUCCACAGUGAAGUCCAGGUCCACGUCAGCAACAGUGAACAACCUUAAGCCCAGCACUGCCUACGUGUUCCAGAUCCGAGCCUUCACAGCGGCCGGCUACGGCACCUACGGACCCCGGCUGGAGGUCACCACAAAGGAGGAGGCCUCAGCAGCCACCAUUGUCUCCAGCGAGCAGAAUCCCGUCAUCAUCAUCGCGGUGGUAGCCGUGGCGGGGACCAUCAUCCUGGUCUUCAUGGUGUUCGGCUUCAUCAUUGGGAGAAGGUACGCUCUCGCGGGCCCCAUUGACUCUCCGCUGCUACACUGUGGCUACAGUAAGGCGGACCAGGAAGGAGACGAAGAGCUGUAUUUCCAAUUUAAAUUUCCAGGCACCAAAACAUACAUUGACCCUGAAACCUACGAGGACCCGAACAGGGCUGUCCAUCAAUUUGCCAAGGAGCUGGACGCUUCGUGCAUUAAGAUUGAGCGAGUUAUUGGAGCAGGAGAGUUUGGGGAGGUGUGUAGUGGACGGAUGAAGCUCCCAGGGAAACGGGACAUGUCAGUGGCCAUUAAAACCCUGAAGGUGGGCUACUCAGAGAAACAGAGGAGGGACUUCCUGUGUGAGGCCAGCAUUAUGGGCCAGUUUGACCAUCCCAAUGUAAUCCAUCUGGAGGGAGUGGUGACUAGAGGAAAACCGGUGAUGAUUGUGAUUGAAUAUAUGGAAAAUGGCUCAUUAGAUGCUUUCCUCAGGAAACACGAUGGUCAGUUCACAGUGAUCCAGUUAGUGGGGAUGCUGCGGGGCAUAGCAGCAGGGAUGAGAUAUCUCUCCGACAUGGGGUAUGUCCAUCGAGAUCUGGCUGCACGAAACGUACUUGUCAACAGCAAUCUCGUAUGUAAAGUGUCUGACUUCGGCCUGUCAAGAGUGAUCGAUGACGAUCCCGAGGCUGUCUACACAACAACGGGGAAGAUGCAGGAUAUAAUGAAUUUGAUCUUUACUCCAGCCACUGACCUGCAUUUUACUGAACAGGGCGGAAAAAUACCUGUUCGAUGGACAGCAAUGGAAGCCAUCCAGUACCGUAAAUUCACUUCCGCUAGUGAUGUGUGGAGUUAUGGCAUUGUUAUGUGGGAGGUCAUGUCCUAUGGGGAACGGCCUUACUGGGACAUGUCCAAUCAAGAUGUGAUAAAGGCUAUAGAAGAGGGGUACCGCCUCCCUGCUCCCAUGGACUGCCCUCCAGGCCUGCACCAGCUAAUGCUGGACUGCUGGCAGAAAGACAGGGCCGAUCGACCCAAAUUUGAUCAAAUAGUUGGCAUCCUUGAUAAGAUGAUUCGCAAUCCCAAUACCUUGAAAACCCCAGUGGGAACCUGCACGAGACCGAUUAGUCCCCUGUUAGAUCAGAGCACACCAGACUUCACUACUUUCCGCUCGGUUGGGGAGUGGUUGGAGGCCAUCAAGAUGGAGAGAUACAGAGACAACUUCACCGCCGCUGGCUACAGCUCACUGGACUCUGUGGCCAGGAUGUCAAUCGAGGAUGUGAUGAGCUUGGGGAUAACUUUAGUUGGCCAUCAGAAGAAGAUCAUGAGCAGCAUACAGACUAUGAGAGCCCAGAUGCUGCAUCUCCAUGGCACGGGCAUCCAGGUGUGAUCACGGACUACAGUGCCCCCUGUGGACGGGCUAUCUAGAGCAGCGCUAAGGCAAAACCUCCCAGGAUAAUCAAUGAAAAUCAUGUGACGUGACGUCGUCACCUAUUUGACAAUUUUUUCCGGAUGUUUUGGAAUAAAAUAAUUCCUUUGAUCCUUGCCGAAGGAUUUAACCCCUCUUUAGAACGUGGACUAAGGAGAGAAUGAGAGAAUACUACCUGAACAUGGAUGCCGAACUUAAAACGCUCUGAGGAACUCUCAACCACAUAUCAAAUAGAGAUGGAGCUUUGGAUUUUGAUACGUAUUACCUUGUUCUUUUAACCUUGUGAAUGAUUUUAUUUGUGCACCAUGAAAAUGGAUUUCACUUAAAAAAAGGAAAAAGAAAAAAAAAUUCAAACAAUUUGCGGUGGUUUUUCAGUAUUUUCUUUUCUAGUUUGUUCAUUUUAUUAGUGCCACAGUGAUAUGGUGUGGUGCGUACAGUAAUCUUUCAUUUUUAUUUUCCAGUUUUUCUAUUUUGGACUUGACAACAGGGUAAACGUUCCCAUCCAAAAGGAUGAAAAUGGUGUCUGAACAUUUUGGUGGAAAUGAUUUAGAGGUACUUUGACCAGUUUGUCUUGAGACACUACUGGCUGUUUUAACUGUUUGCAGUGAGUUGUGUUUUUUCUUCCUGAUGUUUUUGAAGUGAAAAAUGGUAUCCUGCACCUCAGAUAAGUGACUUCAGAGAUAGUAGUAUUCUCUUGGUCGUUUGAUGCUUACAGGAGUGCUUUGCUGUAUGCAUUUUUCUGAACACAGAUGCUCACAUUUUAUGAUGAAAAAUCACAUUUCAAAUUUGUAUGUAGGAAUUUUGAAACAGUAUGAUACCAUCCAUUCAAAUCGAUUUAAGAUUGAUCACAACUUUUAUAUCUAAUAUCAAGCAUCAAAGUGGCAAUAUUCUUUACAUGUUCAUGUUUACCACAUUAAUCAUUUGAUCUUAUUGUCUAAUAUGCUUUCAAUCUGAACUCUGUUUUUCAUUGUUUAAUUGUUUAAUUGAAAGUUUCCAGAUAGCUCUAUAGAAAGAUUGUAUUGAAACUUAAUGAGAUGACUCGAUCCACCGGAAAUAGUGUUGCCAUUGAAAUACCCCCCCCCAAAAAUUUUUUGCAGCAAACAGUAUUUGUUUAGUAUUUCGGUGAAUACAGUGGUUAAGGGUGAAUCUAUGAAAUGUUGUGUACGUUCUUUCUAGAAGUAAUAAUGCCUUAAAAUGUGUUAGACUAAUGUAUUGCAAUUAUUUUUAGGCACUUCAAUGGCAAUGUUUUUUGCGGUUCAAUGAGACAUGUCUUGUGUAGAUUUGAAUGGAAAGGUUCCCCAUUUUCUUUGUGGUAUCCUUUCAUGCAGGAUAACGUUUAUUGUCACGAAUCUUGCCCUGGAUGCAGAACUGGGCAGUUUCUGCUACAUGGUCCAGCUGCAAAGUCCAAAUUGGCUAUAUCAUAAAGAUUCAUGAAAACAAACAUUAGCUUUUUGGUCUUAAUUUAAGGUUAGGGUUAGCAGUGUGGUUAAGGUUAGGGU
This is a messenger RNA of Coregonus clupeaformis (lake whitefish), 4694 nucleotides long. RefSeq names its product ephrin type-A receptor 7. The transcript has 17 exons. Gene Ontology annotation, cellular component: neuron projection; plasma membrane. Gene Ontology annotation, molecular function: protein binding; transmembrane-ephrin receptor activity; ATP binding. Lineage: Eukaryota; Metazoa; Chordata; Actinopteri; Salmoniformes; Salmonidae. Bases 73 to 3156 code for a protein of 1027 amino acids. The record is from RefSeq and is a predicted model, not a curated record. Gene Ontology annotation, biological process: protein phosphorylation; axon guidance; cell surface receptor protein tyrosine kinase signaling pathway.